GCGGUGACAUUUUCAAAAAAAAUUCUUGGGGAACUGAGUAUAAGGAAAAUUGACCCGCCAAGCUACAUAAUAUCCCGUUUUACGAACUUGGCUCUCUGGCUGCAAGAAUUUGAAGGGGAGAGAGAGAGAGAGAGAGAUGAAGAACAAAGGAUGUCGAACUCGCGGUAGUAGGACUUCAGCGGCGAAGCUUCUUGAAACUCCGUCGCCGGAGAAAUCUCCGAAAUCUCCGAAAUCAGCCAUCCUCACCGAUAGCAGCAGCAAGCGUAGUAGGAAGAAAACCAUAGCCAUUGGCACUACUUCCUCCUCUGCUGCUCUCUUCGAAUCGCCUUCUCAUUCUCAUUUUCCUCCCAAAACCUUCGCCUCCAUCUCUGAUCUCAAGCAAAUGGCCUCAUCUCGCCUUGACGAUCUCAAGCGUCACGUUGAUCACUCUCACUCUCAGAUCGUCAAGGAUCUUGAUGCUUUCCACACUCGCCUCCAUAAGCGCUUCAAGAUUCAGAAUGAAGCAUGCCAAAAAGUGUCGGACGAAGCAGAGAAAGAACACAAGAAGAUAUCUGAACGGAUUUCUCAAAGUCAAGAAGCAAUAAUGAGUUCAUAUGUAGAGUUCAUGGCAGAUGUACAGGCCAACGCAUCCAUUGCAUGCAAAACAUCCAUCACCAAGCUAUCACAAUCCUUUGAGAAAGCUAUUGAUGGUCUCCGAAGCCGUUAUGGUGUUUCAUCUUCUUAGCCAUUGCUUGAACGUUCCAUUCAUUGACGGGAGUCCGAGGUGAAUUUCCUAAUUCUGAAUGCCUUCAGCCAUUAUUUGGCCACACAUUGGUUGACUAAUAAUAUGUGAAAUGCAUGAUAUGCGUCCUGUAACCUUGGUAUUAUCUUGCAUGUACAUUCUGAGUAUCAGUAUUUCUAUGGAUGUGGGGUUUUCAA
Messenger RNA from Ziziphus jujuba (common jujube), 918 nucleotides. RefSeq lists its product as uncharacterized. The record is from RefSeq and is a predicted model, not a curated record. Bases 137 to 724 code for a protein of 195 amino acids. The transcript has 4 exons. NCBI's taxonomy places the organism in Eukaryota, Viridiplantae, Streptophyta, Magnoliopsida, Rosales, Rhamnaceae.